UUUCAGCAACAAAAGUUUCUACUUUUCAUUCAACCUUCGACAUGUCUAAGCUUUUCAUCGGCGGCCUCGCAUGGCACACCACUGAUGACUCCCUUCGUCAGGGUUUCGAGCAGUACGGCGUGGUUGAAGAAGCUAUCGUUGUCAAGGAUCGUGACACCAACCGCAGCCGUGGUUUCGGUUUCGUCCGUUUCAGCAACGACGCCGACGCUGAUGCUGCCAUGGACGCUAUGAACAACCAGGAGUUCGAUGGACGCACCAUUCGUGUUGACAAGGCCUCUGAACGCCCUGCCCGUAACAACGGUGGCUUCCACGGCCGUGGUGGCUACAACCAGUCCGAGGGUGCUCCCGGAAACGGUGGCCAACGUUAUGGAGGUGGCCGGGGUUACGGCGGUGGCGGCGAGUGGCGUCCCUCGAAUAACGCUGCUUAAAUGCCUCAGUCGAAAAUACCUAGCUCGUUUCUCUCCGUACCUUUUCCGCCAGAUAAGUUAUGAGAUACGAUUAUGAAAAUGAUCAUGCCGGGCUCUUUUAUCGCAUUUCUUGAGCGUGAAUGACGCACAAGUUCAUGAUGAUGGAAUUUAUUAGUGCUUUUUGCUUGUCUCUCAGUUUCGUCUUCAUCUCGCCUAUCGAGAUAAUUAAGAUUGGUUGACGGCCGUUGCAUGGCGACAUAUUUUUCCACCUAUUUUUCUUUUCCUUCUAGACUAAACACUCAAUACUCAAGCACUCCUCUUAGACUUCAUUGAUGUAUUGGCGUCGUUCCAGACUUGAUGGAAGCAGUCAUAUGGAUAUUCGGCCAUCUGGCUGUUGGUCCGACAGUUCGCAACGCUCAUACGACCACGGAGUAUAGUCCACUCUCUGAACCUCGCGAGCUCGUCAAAUAGGCAAAUGGUUUGAUUGGGUAUA
Messenger RNA from Aspergillus novofumigatus IBT 16806, 900 nucleotides. Its product is annotated as RNA recognition motif domain-containing protein. Gene Ontology annotation, molecular function: RNA binding. The record is from RefSeq and is a predicted model, not a curated record. NCBI's taxonomy places the organism in Eukaryota, Fungi, Ascomycota, Eurotiomycetes, Eurotiales, Aspergillaceae. Bases 42 to 428 code for a protein of 128 amino acids. The transcript has 7 exons.